CAGUCCACUCCGCCACCCCUCUGCUUCUUCAACCACCUUCUCCAUUAACCAUGAACCUCCCCACUUUCGCCGCAUCAGCAUCCUUUUUCGAUUUCGACCCAAUCCAAUCAAACGGGCCUGAAGCUACCACCUCAGCAGCAGAACAGCAAGAUCCACCAUGGAAGAUGACUGACCCAUCAAUCAGGGCCCAUUCUCCGUCUAGGGUAUCCUACUAUUUCCCCAAGGGAGUCGGAGAUUAUCAUUUCGGGAAAGGGCAUCCCAUGAAACCUCAUCGACUCACAAUCCUAAAUCAUCUCGUCGCCGGUUAUGGGCUACAUCAUCACAUGGAAUAUCACUCCCCUCGGCUAGCAAAUCGAGAAGAAUUAGGAUCAUUUCAUUCUUCCUCCUAUCUGGAUUUCUUGGAGCGAAAUAACAUACGACUGGGAGAAGAUCCUAAAUCAAAUAAUCCGACGAGCAAUUCAGGCGAACAUAACACCGGUGAAGACUGUCCGAUGUUUGAUGGGAUUUACGAUUUCUGUCGGCAGUAUGCCGGCGCAAGCUUGAUGGCCUCUCGGAAACUCAACUCGGGUACAUCAGAUAUCACAAUCAAUUGGUCGGGUGGACUUCAUCACGCUAAGAAAUCUGAAGCUUCCGGUUUUUGUUAUGUCAAUGACAUCGUAAUCGGAAUCAUUGAGCUACUAAGAAUCCAUCCCAGAGUACUCUACAUCGACAUCGACAUUCAUCAUGGAGACGGAGUCCAAGAGGCAUUCUAUCUCUCGAAUCGAGUCUGCACAGUCUCAUUUCACAAAUAUAAUGGCGAGUUUUUCCCUGGCACAGGUACGAUAGACGAGUUUGGAUACGGAUUGGGGAAGAAUUUUAGCUUCAACCUACCUCUCUCGGAUGGAAUCGAUAACGAAAGUUAUGUAAACCUUUUCCGAUCGGUGAUGGAGCCGAUCAUCACAACCUUUCGACCUAGUGUGAUUGUGCUUCAAUGUGGGGCGGACUCAUUGGGUGGAGAUCGGCUGGGCGGCUUCAACAUUAGCAUUGCCGCACAUGGUGAAUGUGUCCGGUUUAUUAAGGCUUUCCGCAUACCACUCAUGGUAUUAGGUGGAGGGGGUUACACACCGCGCAAUGUGGCACGUUGUUGGACGUACGAAACCUCCCUAUUGGUCUCUGAUACAUGUCCGAGUAUAUCCAAUCACCUCCCCUCUACGCCCUACGACUCGAUUUUCAAAGACGAACCGCGUCUGCACGUCAAUCUAGUCACUAAGGUUGACAACAGCAACUCCAAAAAGACACUCGAAGGUCUCCGGGUCGGAAUCCUCGAACGCUUACGAUAUAUGCAUGGUGCGCCAAGUGUUCAGAUGCAAUUGAUCCCACCUAGCCUAUCACAAUGGCUCGAAGAAGAAGAAGAGAUGAUAGAGAAAGAGAGGGAGAAAGCGGUGGAUGAACGCCCCCCUCAGUCUCGCUCGACUGGCCUCCUCGAUUACUUCCCCACAAAUGCAAGACUUCCAGGGGCCAUUAUUCCUGCUCACGACCUGACUCCGGCUAUAAAACCUUUGCCUGCCUCGCGUACGAGAGCUAACUAUGGCCUCACCAACCCCGGUCGUAAACGCGCUCAAACUGCCAAGUCCAGCACUCAAUACACUGCAGCUCAGGAAAAACAGAAAGACGAUGCGGCUCGUGUGCAGGCAUUGGCUAAUCAAGUUGACGAUCGCAUGCAGCUCGGAUGAACGGUUUCACUGCUCCACAUACCAGAAAUACCCCCCCCCCCUACUAUCUUGUUAUUCUAUGCGCUAAAGACAGUGAAUGGUGUUGAUAUUAUGUAAUUUGAUGUACUGUAAAAUUUGUCGACAGUCUAUGUCCAACCAAUUCACACAAAAAUCCAAAAAUAUUCUACAGCAUAUACAAAGUUACAAUCAAGUAAAACCAAAUGUGGAUUAAGAGAUCAGUAGCUGCGGCUGAUGAUAGUUACAUGGCCGUUGGGCCCCUGGGCCCCUUGAAUAUUCACAGUACCCCACUGCGCGAAAUGUUGUCAUGAAGUCAGUUGUUUAUUGAGCUGGAA
Molecule: messenger RNA, 2044 nt
Organism: Puccinia graminis f. sp. tritici CRL 75-36-700-3
Lineage: Eukaryota; Fungi; Basidiomycota; Pucciniomycetes; Pucciniales; Pucciniaceae
Product: histone deacetylase HOS2
Exons: 5
Coding region: 51-1712 (553 amino acids)
Molecular function (GO): histone deacetylase activity
Source: RefSeq, a predicted model, not a curated record